AUGUCUCGAGAAAUAGAUCGACUGCCAAUGCCCACGGAGAGGCGCAAAGUGAAGGUCGUCGUCGCUAGUCCAAGUCGAUCCGGAACUCUUGGCCUGUACUGGGCAAUGCAGAUUCUAGGCUUCAAAACAUAUCAUUUGUAUGAGUGUAUCAACGCCGGUGGUCUAGCUCAUAUCAAGAUCUUCAAAGAAGCCAUCACCGCUUACUACAACCAACUCUCGGGAAUCAAACGAUACGAUCGAGCUGAUUGUGAAAAAUGGCUGGCAGACUAUGACUGUCUCAUUGAGAUACCUAGUUACGUGGGAAUGGACGUGCUCGAGGCCUACGCUCAAGACCCAGAAGUGAAGUUCAUUUUGACGGAGCGAAGUCCUGAGAAAUGGGCGAAAUCGGUCAACAAUUCUGCUGGACAAGUUGCGAACAUGGCAACUACCUUUCCGUUCGUCGUUCUCAAGUACUUUGACUCGACAUUAUACCACUUUCUCAAUAUGAAUCGUUUGGUCUAUAAUGCGCUUGCCGCUGGGACGAAGAUCGGGGACGACGAUAAUGAAAAGCUGUUGUGCAGAUACUAUAGCGAUUACAUCAAACGGGCAAAGGCGACGAUUCCUGCUGAUCGCCUGUGUCUGAUCAAUAUCGAGGAAGACAACCUUGACUGGGAGGCUAUUUGUCCUUUCCUUGAGCUGCCUAUUCCCAAGGAACCAUAUCCUGGUCGCAAUGAUCCGGCGAAGUUUCAAGCUCUGGUGCAGGGGUUUAUGGAGCCUCUGGUGAAAGCUGCUGCGCUGCGAUGUGGGGUCACGGCUUUGAUGACGCUGGGGGUUCUGGGUUGGGCAUCCAUGAAGUAUGGACCGACUGUUCUUGCAUCCAUGAACAGAUACUUCUAA
Messenger RNA from Penicillium longicatenatum, 876 nucleotides. Its product is annotated as sulfotransferase family protein. The transcript is spliced from 4 exons. NCBI's taxonomy places the organism in Eukaryota, Fungi, Ascomycota, Eurotiomycetes, Eurotiales, Aspergillaceae. The record is from RefSeq and is a predicted model, not a curated record. The coding region runs from base 1 to 876 and encodes 291 amino acids.